AUGAGGUUGCAAGAACUUCAAGAUGCUAUAAACAAACUUCCAUUGAGACAUCCAAUUGACGUCAAAUUGUAUUGGAGAGCUUCUGAGUUAGGUCAGAAGGUUUUAUAUGAAACAGGUUGCUUCGACGAUGUUUAUGAGAUAACAGGAGAAGUUUCUCAGAAGAUAAGAGACUCACUUGAAUUUCCACAAACUGGACCAAUUGGUUGCGACAAGUUCGACUCAAACGAAAAGAUAUACUAUGUCGACCUUAACGCUGCAUACAUGAGGUUUGUCCAAUAUAUUCCGACUGGAAUUCCAAACGAAGAUGGUGAGUUCCCGGGAAGGAACUAUACAGUUGGAAAAGUCAUACAACAACUGUAUGAUAUUAGGAAAGCUUCAAACCCCAAACUUGCAAUGACACUCAAAUUGCUUAUGAAUUCGACAUGGGGAUAUUCCAUUAAGAAACCUCAAGAGAUGAAGAGUAAACAUUAUGAGAAGGUCGACAACUUUGUUGAAAGGUCUUCUCCUUUUGUUUUGAAGUACGAAUUCACUCAAGGUCAAAGUGGCUUAGUAACCACAUUAAAACCUAUUGUCGAACAUUGGUCUUACCCUCAGUUCGCAAAGGCAGUCCUUGACAACUACAACAAAUUCUUCUCCGAAGUCAAAUCGAAAGUGAAGGUUUACUAUGAGAACAUUGACGCACUCAUGACGAACGAAGAAGGGUACAACAAACUCAUUGAAAUGGGCAUGGUCGGUGAGAAGAUGGGUCAAUUCAAAUUGGACAAAAUUUUCACCGAAGUUCAUGUCCUCUCCAAGCGUAAGUAUUGGGGCAUACUUGAAGACGGCACAGAAAUAAAACAUUGCAUGAAAUAA
Messenger RNA from Trichomonas vaginalis G3, 852 nucleotides. RefSeq names its product DNA/RNA polymerases family. The coding region runs from base 1 to 852 and encodes 283 amino acids. The transcript has a single exon. Lineage: Eukaryota; Parabasalia; Trichomonadida; Trichomonadidae. The record is from RefSeq and is a predicted model, not a curated record.